This is a messenger RNA of Phytophthora sojae, 969 nucleotides long. RefSeq lists its product as hypothetical. The record is from RefSeq and is a predicted model, not a curated record. The transcript has a single exon. Lineage: Eukaryota; Oomycota; Peronosporomycetes; Peronosporales; Peronosporaceae. The coding region runs from base 1 to 969 and encodes 322 amino acids.
AUGGUGCGCUUACCGUCGCCGUCCUUCCUCCACUUGGUCCCUGAAGCCGUCGAAGGUGACUUCAGCCAUCCGUUCUAUGCGAAGGUCAUGAGUAUCGACCACGGCGCGGUGACGUUUCGAAGUCUCGAAGGGGGAGAGGGAUACCUGCCGCGUUCAGCGGCCGCUGAGUUCGUGGUGACGGCUAACGAAGUCUCCGAGGCAGGGCAAUUAUCGUUUCUAAGGCGCCCAGUGUCAGCUCAAGUCGCAGAGCAAGUUCAUUUUGGCCAGAUCAUGGCGGUGGGAGGGAAUCAGCUGACUAUUAUUUGUGCGGGGGACGAGAUAAUGGCCGCGAUGGAUUUCAUGUCACUAGUGCCCCCAAUCGUGGCGUUCCUGCUCCAGCAGGUUCAAUGUCAUCUCGAAGAGUGGACAGCAGGUGGCAUUCAGGACGUUGAAACUGCAAUUUUAGACCGCGCCCUGGGCCGGAAUGGCCAUGCAGGCUCCAAGUCCCUGACUGUGGUCUUGGAAGGGCUGAUGGCCGAAGAGUGCUAUCCUACGCCGACGCAAAUGUGCGGUUGGAUUGAUCCAGGAACUGAUGACGAGGUCCAGUUCCCACCGCAACAUGCACUUGACUUCGCCUACUACGUGGACGGGCGCAGAGACUUAGUGCCUGCGAGCAUUGGACCGCCGUUCUGUCGGCCACCGAGGCAGCAGCAGCAGCCCGAGCAAGUUGAGCAAGAGGUUCACGUCAGCGAGCGAGAACAAGUAGAGCUCUUGUUUGACCUCUUGGUGGACGACGAUGAAGACGGGUUAGACCAGCAAGUGUGUGGGGGCCCUGCCACGGGUGAAGACAACGUCCAAUCAGCAACUGGGAAGCGUUCCCGAGUCGUAACCAGCAGCACCACGCACAACCCUCAGCUGCCGAACCGAGACGAAAAGCGGCGGCGAACAGCAUUGGACCAGGACGCCAUGAUCAUCGAAAAACUGAGCUAA